UCGAUUCACUCGGGCGACGCUCCUUCACCGCGUUCACACGUGUGAUCAGUCCGAUGGCGUCGCGCAUGCGCAGAGCGGCUGGUGGGGAUUUCCAGUGUGUUGAAGCGUGAUCUCUCGUUCACAGUCCCCCUUCAAAGAUUGACCUUGAACCGGCUGCAGUUGGCGAACCCUGAGAUUGACCUUAUUUGAAGUGAAGACCGAGCCUUUUUUCCUUCUUAUCAGUCUGUUCUGUAGCCUUUAGGGCAUCUCCGCUAAUGAGGCACCAAGAGAUAGCGACCAGUCCAGACAUGAACCCUAGGCAAAGUGGCCUCUGAAAUUAAACCGGGAGGCAGCUCGUUCUGACAUCUCCUCUCCGCUUCUGCCAAGUUAUAUAUUUGGAGGAUGAUGGUGUCGUUCUGAUACGGACCCCGCUGGUGUGCCUGGCUGCCCGCGGCCACAGGGCUUCUGAAAUGGCCUGAGGAAGAUCCCGGGCUGGGGGAUGAACGAAGAGACAGUCGCAGCCUAAAGCGGCCCACUCCCACCAAAUGGAUGCCAAGCUUCGAGAGGACCUGUUCCGGAGGUAUGCGGCGUCCCUGGAGAAGCGGUUUGAGGACGGAGCCGGAGGUGAUGGAGGAGGAGGAGGAGGAGGUGGUGGUCAAGGCACCACAAGUGAGGAGGCUCUUAUCUCCACCGCUACAGCCCUGCUGGGGGCGUACCAGCCUGACCCCGGGCACCGAUUCCGCAUGAUCCGCUUCUACGACAUCGUGGAGAACUCGCUACGGGCGCUGAGGGGCGGCAACCUGCGCACCCUGGAGACCGCCUUCGCCACCCUGGAGACCGUGUGCACCAAUCUGCUGCUGUUUCCUUGGAAGAAGGAGUUCCGCUGCAUUAAGACCUUUACUGGACCUUACGUGUACCAUCUUCAGUCUGCGAUCUGCGACUCAGACCUGCGCUCCCUGCUCCGCUCCAUGGGCUACUCCCGAGACCAGGAGCUUCAGUACAUCUUCCGCGAGCACCCAGGGGGAUCUCAGCACCUGCGACAGCUGGCCUUCGAGCUGCUGCUGGCCCAGGCCGAGUGCCGUCUGCUGGGGGAGGUGGUGGCUUUGUCCAGGGGCACGGCUUCAGAGCUGGAGGCCGUGGAGGUGAGGAGGAGCACCAGGGAGGACGCGGCGGGGUGCGCCGACGCUCUCCGGAGGCGGGACAGCCUGACCGGUGACAUGACUCGCUUGUCCGUGCGGCCUUUGGAUCUGGACCGCGCCCAUUUGAGGCGGAGCGGUCGGCCGUCGAAAUCCGUGGACGUGACGGACAGCGCGGGGCACUGGCACCAAGCCAGCAAGCCUGUUCUAAAGACGUCGUUGAGUUUGCGAAAGGAGCCGCUGUUCGUGGACGCUGAGGAGGACCUAAAGGACGAAAUCAUCCGUCCCGGGACUUCGCUUCAUCCCGCAGCGGGUCCGCCUUCGCACAGUCCCGUGGCCGACUUCUAUCCUAUCCAGUCUCCUCCUUCCGAGCCUUACCCGUACCAUCUGUCCUCUCUGGACGAAAUUGAUCUGUACACAGAACGCGGCCUAGGAGGUCGCCAGACGCCUUCCAGGCCGCCGAGCCGCGAAGCCCGAGACGGCUGGGCGAUAAAAAGCCACGGGGUGAAGUGCCAAGGCUGUGGAUUGGGCUGCCCGACUCUGUCCUCUUGCCCAAGAUGCGACAUGAUCCUGUGUCAGUCCUGCCACGCCAUAGACCCGUCCCCGUGCUGCGGCUUUCAGGACUACCCAAAAACCUCCCGCCCUCUGGAUGGCUACAUGCCUGUGAAGGAGAAGCUAUCAGUUUACUCUAGCUCCGCCCACGCCCAUACCCACCCCCACCCUCAUCCGCACCCACAUCCGCACCCUCUGCCCCAUUCCCACUCCCAUUCCCCACUUCUGGACAAGCCAAUGAUCAGCGCCAAGCUGUUCCCCAGCAAGCCCUUGACCCUGAGCGCCCCCAGCCCCACCGGAGGCGAGCGCCUCAGCGCCAGCGGAUCGCGUUGCGGCUUCUGCAACAAGCCGGGGGCUUCUCACACCUGCAUAAAUUGUUCCAAGGUGUCAUGCGACUCGUGCAUGAGCCUGUACGCCAGCGACAUGUGCACGCGCAAGAGCCUGCACCACAACUUCGUGCCCAACCACCAGCUCAACUACAAAUCCAGCACCAUAACUCACCUGGUGUACCGAUAGGCAUCGAUUCGCUUGCCUGCGGAGGUCGAGUGCGGACUGACUGAGGGACAAACAGACAGACAGGCAUAUUUUCUCUUAAUCUAUCUCUUAAUCUAUCUAUCUCUCUAUUGCUCAUCUCUCAGAUGUUCGUUCAUAUCGACUCUGGAAUGCACCUGGAAUCUUCCUGGCUGAGCUAAGAGUCAUCUAAGUCGUCAUCUCUCCUCCGGUCCAUUUUGCUGCCUUGUAGAAAUUCAGGCUGUACUCUGUACUAAAUUUCUUUUCUUAUCUUUUUCUUUUUCUCUUCCUGCAGUUCCCUCCCUCCCUUUUUUCUCUCCGUCUCUCUCUCUCUCUCUCUCUCUCUCUCUCUCUCUGUUGUCCAGUCAUGUGAUCUUGUAGUUCUUCCCACUCUUUUAACCUGCCUUGACUUUAUUACGAUUGGAGAGAAGACAACGAAUAACAAGAAGAAGAACAAGACGUAAAGCUGGAACAAAUCCGUCCAAGCUUGAUCGAUGGCAGUGACUGGAACAAAGAAGAAGAAUAAAGAAGAAAAAAAUAACAUAUGCAACGUACAGGACUCUGUCCAUGCAGUUGUUCAUUCAAAGUGCAAAGACCUCUCUCUCUUUCUCUCUCUCUCUUAAUUUCUCUCUCUGGAAAUCAAUUGCGCACAGAGGACGUUUUCAAGCUUGAACAACUGAAAAACAAAGAGGAAAAAAAAAUAUACACUGGAAUUCAAUAGUAUAUAUUUUGAAUCAUAAUUCUAUAGAUCUGUGUGAGACUGUUCAAAGGGUGGGGUGGGUUUUUGGGGAACUAGGGUUGGUUUUUCUUCAGUGGUGAAAUUUGCAGCAGAAGUCCAAGUUGACGGUGAAGACACUAGAUCGAAUGCACAGAUGAGGAAAGAGCAACUUUCGCAGAGUAUCCCAUUAAGAGGCAAUUGAAGCGAGAUAAAUCAGACUGAGAUGUUUACACCCUGAUUGCAUUGAUUGGGUUACAGCGUAGCUCGCCCUGCAGUUGGCCAAUUUGCUGUCAGUAUUCCGUACAUCGCUUUCUCUUGUUGGUUUAUCUUUUUUCGCACACGUGAAAACAUGAAAAAUACGCCAGAAAAUACGCACUGCUUUGUGUUGCUUGGCAGUUCAGUCCGGGUUUUAGAAAUUGGGCUAUUGUACAUCUCUGUGCAGACAUAUUUAUGGUGCUUUUUCCACUGCAUGGUACAUAAACUACUCACAUUGCUCCAUUCCCACUCCGUUUCCCCACUUCUGAACAAGCCAAUGGUCAGUGCCAAGCUGUUCUCUAGCAAACCCUUUGACCGGAAGUGUCCUAGAAACAGUUGGAAGGGGUUAUGUGACUCAAAAAUGAUAAAACACAAGAAGUAACUACACAAUACUUUGCGUUCAUGGCAGUUCAGGCCAUUUAUGGCACUCGGAUUAGGAAAAAUAUACUACCUGGUACUCAAAACUGGGUGUUUUUCUAGUAUCUACUCCCUUCUGAUUCCUAGCAAGCAGACUAUGGACUAAAAUAUGACAUGUAAGCAUUGCACAGUCAGCUUUGCCAACUUUCAUAUAUCACCCCCCACCCCUACCCUCAUCCAAGCUGUUCCCCAGCAAGCCUUGACCCGGAGUGCCUCAGUCCCCACCGGAUGCCAGUGCCUCAGUGCCGUCAGGUACUAAAGCAGCUUCUGCUACAAGCUGGGGGCAAGGUGUCGUGCAGCUCGUAAUAAGCAACUAUUGUACUCAACCAUAUUUGCUUAUUUUGCUUGCAUGUGGUGCAGCUCGAGAUAAGCCGAAUAGGGACUUGAAGGGAAAUGUGAAGUGUAAAAGCUGGACACACUGCAAGCUGAAGCAAGUGCUCCAUAACAGAAAAUUAGUUUAUAUUAAAGACGAGACUAAUAUUUACGCUACAUUCACACAGCAGGUACAGGGGUUACACGAUGAAACUGAAACACCUGGUUUUAGAGCACAAUAAUUGAUUGUGGUGACGGACAGUUCUGGUGGAAACAGGAGAGUUGAGGUGCACAUUGAAUUCUGCGUGAUUUGAUCAGCCGUGGUUUUAUGUUUUUUGGAUACAAUCCGGGUUAGCACCCGAACAUCCCUUUCAGACAGCUUCCUCUUACAGCGUCCACAGUUAAUCCUGUUGGAUGUGGUUGGUGCUUCUUGGUGGUAUGCUGACAUUACCCUGGAUACCGUGGCUCUUGAUGCAUCACAAAGACUUGCUGUCUUGGUCACAGAUGCUCCAGCAAGACGUGCACCAACAAUUUGUCCUCUUUUGAACUCUGGUAUGUCUCCCAUAAUGUUAUAGUGUGCAUUGCAAUAUUUAGAGCAGAACUGUUCUCUUACCCUGCUAAUUGAACCUUCACUCUCUGCUCUUACUGGUGCAAUGUGCAAUUAAUGAAGAUUGACCACCAGGCUGCUCCAAUUUAGCUACUUAAAUAUCUGGUUUUGAAACCCAAUACAUAUCUGUUUUGUUGGAUCGUCUAAACAGCCAGAUCGGAAUUUAUUUUAUUUAUUUUACGGCAAAGUGAAAGCAGAAAACAACUGUGAGGAAAUGGGAAAAAUGGACUUGGACUUAGAUUAGACUAAAAAUACAGCUUGAUUUGGAAGAGCUGGUAGAGCUGCCACAUUUAAGGUGGGAAAAGUGAAUGCUAAGGCUUUAUUUUAUUUAUUUUUUGAUGGGGUGAGCGGCGGCGCUCACAACAUACCACAGACCCAAGUAGUAAUAGUCGAUUUUACCCAAUUUAAUUGAUUAGUUGCUGCAGUUCUGUGUGCGUUAUGACUCUCAAGAAGAUCUUGGUGACCUAUAUUUGCAGGCUUACCAGCUACAAUUCAGAACGAACCAAAAACCGAGUACCAAAAAGUGAGUUGGUAGAGAUGUGUACCAUGCAUUGGAGAAGCCUCAUUAGUUAUAACUCUGUGUUUAAAAAGCUUUUAAUUUGUGCAAAUUACUUCGUUAAUUUGUGUUUCGUUACUCUACGCUGUAACUCAAAUCAGUGUGUGAUCAGGGUGUAAGAAAGAAAGUAAGUCUAUUUCUAUAAUCGUGUUCAUCAAUCAGUGCCAGUCAUACAGUAUGUUCACAUUGUUUUUCUAGUUUUAACUCCAUUAUUAUUCCAUCCCCUGCUCUCAAACACACUCCACUUAUUUAUAUAUCCCAAUAUUCCCUGAGAUUCUUUGGAAUACCAAUCGGUUUACACGCAUUCAUAUUUCUCAAAAUGCCAUUUUCUGUUCUACACUGUAUUAUGGGAUUAAAUAAGUUGAGUUUCUGUUGUCUAGUGAGGGUCAGAGUUCAGUUCACAAAGCAGGUUUUCCCAGUUCGCCUGAUAAACCAAAGGAAUGCUUCAGUCAAAAUAGCUUAGCAUAGCAUUAGUUGUGCUAAUUUCUGUGAUUAUUGACCAUAAAAGUAAAAAAAUAAGACUCAUAACUUUGGGAACAUCGUAUUUUGAGCUAGGAUGGUGCAAGUAUUAAGAUUAUUUUAGUAUAUUUAUUAAAACUGCGAAGCUAUAAAACGGUAUAGAAGGUUUUACAGUACCAGUCAAAAGUUUGGACACCUUCUCAUUCAAUGCUUUUCUUUAUUUGUUGAUUAAUUUUAUUUUCUACAUUGUAGAUUAAUAUUAAAGACAUUAAAACAACUAAGGGACACAUAUGGAAUUAUGUAGUAAACAGUAUAAAAAAAAAAGUGUUUUUUAUCCUCCACAUUAAUCCCCUGAUCUAAACCUGAUGAACUGAGAUUAAGGUGAUUUGAGGUGAUUAGCAACUAUUGUUCAGCACCUCCAGGAACUCCUUCCUUCAAGACGCCUAGAAAACUAUUCCAGGUGACUCUCCCUCAUGAAGACACUGAGAUUAAAAUCUCACCAAGAGUCUGCAGAUCUGAACUCAAAGAUAAAUAUGAUGCUUAUUUAGAAGAAUCUAAAGUAUAAAACUGUACAUCUUCGCUGUCCAAUGAAAAACCCUCCAAAUCUCCAAAACAGCAACUUUACAGGAGAGAGAAAAAACCUUCUAAACUUUCAAUGGAAGUCAAUGUAAAAAGAGUUUAUUUCAGGUCAUUUUGAAGAGUUUCUAUUGGUCCGUUCAUCAAGAAAUUUUGGCACAGUGUAAGGGACAGUUUCUCUGUUUAAAUUAUGUAGUAAACUAAAAAUCGACAAAAAUGGAGUCUCUUUAAUAUUAAAUUUACAUUGUAAAAAAAAAAAAAAAAAUCAUAAAAAUGUGUCCAAACUUUUGAGUGGAAUUGUACAUACUGUACAAUAUGGACGGAAGUAUUGGGGAAGUAUUAAUAUCAAUAAUUUCCUAGUUUUAGUAUUGAUGUUCCCAGAGACAACAGCAGACCCAGGUCAAUUGAGUUUUUAUUUUUUAUUAAGUAAAAACUCUCUUUUUUUAUUAUAUUUUCAAUAUUCACAGCUUCUCAUACCUUUUAAAAAAACGUACUUUAGAGUUUUAAUGCUAAGAAUUAAGAUUAUAUAAAAAUGAUAUUUUCCAGCUUUAAUUACUGCAGGGUGGACAAUUUUAAAGAAAAUAGUUGGGAUAUUAGAUGGAAAUGUGUCUCUUUAACCUCAGUAUGGAGAAAAUAUGAGAAAUAUUAAGUGAAAUCGAUUAAUCAAUUAUUAAAUGCUGAACAUGCAGCAGUGAAAGUCUUCAGUCCCUUAAACAAAUAAAACAGUAUGAAGUUUGUCUCGUCGCUCAUGAUAUCAAAGGUUUCUAUAUUAAAGGGGCGGAGUUUGAGUAGUUUGGUAAAUAGCUAUUGGAUAGUUCUCAUUUUUAUCUCAUCCAGUGUCCUGAGAAAACCUGCUUUGUGAAAUGAGCCCAAAAUCCACUGAUUUAGAGUGUUUACUGUGCUGAACUCUGACCUUCUAAAGUCAGUGUAACCUUUAUAAUUUCAUUUCAUUUUCAUUUAUCAUGUUUUGAUCAUUGUGGCGAAAUUAGAAAAGUUGAAAAUUGGGUAUAAAACUGAAUUACUGUUUUUAAUAUUUUAGUCAUUAAUCUUCUAUAGUUCCAUUUUUUCCUCCAAACCUUUCCCAAACAGAAUUUCAGGAAUUUCUCCAUUUUAAAACUAGGGAUGUUCUGAUGUUGAAACAAUGUUGGUAUCUGAUAUUACAUAUAUUAUAUAUUAUCUGUUGAUGUUGACGCUGGUAUACAUAUACUGUAAUUUACAGAGAGACUAAACACCCCGGUAUAACUUUAGAACUUUUAAACUAAUAACAAUAAAUUAAAACUAUCUUAAAUCAGUGAUUUUAAAGUAGAAUGACCAAUGUUGGCCAAUUUAUAGUAGUGCAGCUUGGUUCUUUUCCAGCAUACAUUAAAUAUAUCGAAAAGUAUUGGCUGAAAACACCAGUAGAUACUGAUAAAAUUUCGAUAUCAUCUCGCAUUUCUAAUUGUAGGGCUGUGAAGUUAUUUAAAUUAGUGAUUAAUGUGAUUAAAUGUAUUACUGUUUUAAUGUGUAUAUUUUUUAAAUGGGAUAAUCGAGAUUUCAUAUCUUUAAAUAUAGAAGUUUCCCUUUUUCCUUAACUUAAAUAUAUAGGAGGAUUAUAUUUGCAACAUGUUUAAAAUUAAAAGCUGCAUUAAACGUUGAAGGUAUAUAUAUAUAUAUAUAUAUAUAUAUAUAUAUAUAUAUACUAUUUUAAGAAUGUUGAGAUUUAAUUUUUUAAUUUUCUUUAUUUACAAUAUUGCCCAGCCCUAAUUGAAAAAUCAGAAAAAGUUAUUUUCUUUUUUUCUUUUUCUUUUUUUUUUAUGGUUAGUGUUUGGAAAGUACAAAGUAAUCUUUUUUUUUUCACACUGCAAAAAUCUAUUUACAAGAACAAAACAUAAAAAAUAUAUAUAUUUAAAAAAUGUUUUGGGAAAGGCAUAAAUUGAAAGCUAAAAAACAGUUCAAGAUAAGUUUGGAUAAACCCAUUUCUUUUGCACUAUACUAAGUGGAAAAGAAUAAAAUUUCAGUUUUACACCCAAUUUUUGAAUUUGAUUUACUUUUAAAUUCAGCCUCAAGUGGUCAGAAAACUGAUAAACAUAACUCUGACCCUCUAAAAUCACAGUACAGGCCACAAGUUUGGAGACACCUUCACUUUUUCAGUGUGUUUUCUUUUAUUUUCAUGACUAUUUACAUUGUAGAUUCUCACUGAAGCAUCAAAACUAUGAAUGAACACAUGUGGAGUUUUAUGUACUUAACAAAAAUGGUGAAAUAACUAAAAAAACAUGUUUUAUAUUCUAGUUUCUUCAAAGUAAGAGCCACCCUUUGCUCUGAUUACUGCUUUGCACACUCUUGGCAUUGACAUUCUCUCAAUGAGCUUCAACUUCAAGAGGUGGCCACCUGAAAUGAAAAGUUUUCCAACAGUCUUGAAGGAAGGAAGGAGUUCCCAGAGGUGUUUUUAGCACUUGUUGCUCCUUUGCCUUCUUCACUCUGUGCUCCAGCUCACCCCAAACCAUCUGGAUUGGGUUCAGGUCCGGUGACUGUGGAGGACAGAUCAUUUUUUUGUUAAGUACAUAAAACUCCACAUGUGUUCAUUCAUAGUUUUGAUGCUUCAGUGAGAAUCUACAAUGUAAAUAGUCAUAAAAAUAAAGAAAACGCAUUGAAAAAGAGAAACUUUUGGCCUGUAUUUGGACUGUAUUUAAUGUUUCCCUCCAUUCCACUCUUCUUUCUCGUCCCCAGAGCAACACUAAUAACACACAUAAGGUUGUAAUAUAAUAGUGUGGAGUAGUAGGAAUCUAAAAUUUAUAAGGGAUUUAUUUAUUCUUUUAUCAAGAGUGUGACCAAGAUGCCAUACGCACAGCUGUCUACAUUCAGGACGUCUCUGAACUAAAGCAUGUUUACACGCUGAAUCCGUGGGUUUGUAUCCUGAGACGAGCCUCUUCCUGCUUCCUGCGGGGGGACAAACCAAGCAAGGGCCAAAUAUCACGUCAGGGAAACGGACACAACCACAAGACACAAUCUGAACCGUGUGAACGCGGGUUCUAGGCCAAUAAGGACGACCUAGACUGUACCGUCUGUGUCGAUGCAGUGAGUAAAUGUUAGGGCUAUGACGAUAUAUUGGUGCAAUGAUUUAUCGUGAUAUUAAAAUGAUGAAGGAUUUUACUGGUA
Molecule: messenger RNA, 9212 nt
Organism: Astyanax mexicanus (Mexican tetra)
Lineage: Eukaryota; Metazoa; Chordata; Actinopteri; Characiformes; Acestrorhamphidae
Gene: spata2
Product: spermatogenesis associated 2
Exons: 3
Coding region: 525-2183 (552 amino acids)
Biological process (GO): regulation of necroptotic process; protein K63-linked deubiquitination; regulation of tumor necrosis factor-mediated signaling pathway
Cellular component (GO): cytoplasm
Source: RefSeq, a predicted model, not a curated record